Messenger RNA from Acanthaster planci (crown-of-thorns starfish), 1116 nucleotides. RefSeq names its product allatostatin-A receptor-like. Gene Ontology annotation, cellular component: plasma membrane. Gene Ontology annotation, biological process: G protein-coupled receptor signaling pathway. Lineage: Eukaryota; Metazoa; Echinodermata; Asteroidea; Valvatida; Acanthasteridae. The record is from RefSeq and is a predicted model, not a curated record. Gene Ontology annotation, molecular function: G protein-coupled receptor activity.
AUGGCGUGUUUCGCUAAUUCGACUCUCCCAGACGACAAUUCUUCAAACUGGAAUGACAGCAUCUGCGUGACAAACCUGUCCGAGACGCUCGCGUCUUCUGACAGGAGUUUCGGUCGUCUGAGGUUGAUCAACUUGACCUUCCAGGUGCUUGGUAUCCUCGGGAACAUAGGCUUCCUCGCCGUUGUUCAUUGUCACAAGCCCUUGCGCAACUCUACCAACGUGUACCUUGCAAACUUGGCUGUUUCCGACAUCUUAGUUCUAGUUUUUGGCAUUAUUGCAACAACCCUCAACAACAUGUCUAAUUACCGGCCGAGUGAUUGGAUCGCCUGCUCUUAUCAUCUGGCAGCAACCGUCCCGUAUUACUCGAGCAUGUAUCUGGUGUCGCUGGUGGCGUGGGACCAGUACCUUGCGGUAUGCCGACCGUUCAAGCACCGAAUUGCAUCCAGCCAUUCGCGGAACACGAAGCUGGUUGUUGCUGCGUGGACAGUCAGCAUCAUGUACACUCUUCUGGCAAACAUGGAGGGGAUCGUGUCGGACAACGGAUGCCGUAUACUCCAACCACCGAUGAAGCAAGUCCACUCUGCGAUCAGCGUCGUUACGAGUGGUUCAAACCACGACCAGUCCCUACUUGCGCAGCAUCUGGACCUGGCCAAACCCAUCCCCUUCGUCGCAACUCUCCUCUUCAACGUAGUGGCGUACGUACGCAUCAUCCGAUCCAUUCGAAGAUGUCUCCUUCGUCGCGCCAAGUCCAGUCGGCAGCAGGGUCCCCGAUGGCUGGAGAACCUCCGGAAGUGGCGGAUUCAGAUCACAAGGAUGCUAGUUAUCAAUACGGUCCUGUUCUUCGGCUGCAACCUAAUGAGGAUGGUGCUGUUGGUGGCUUCGUACAUACAAAAAGCCCUCGGCUCUGAAAGGCUCCUUAUUGAGGACGAAACGUUGUCAAUUUACUCUUUCCUGUUGCUGCUCUUCAGAUCAAGCAUCAACCCCUUGAUGUACGGCCUCACCAAUGCCACGUACAGGCAGGGAUUCCGCACUGUCCUCCUGGCUUGUUGCUGCCGGCAUCACCGGAAGCGAGCCGAAAAACCAGCAGUUUUCCAUCUAAAACAAGACAACAUCUGA